Molecule: messenger RNA, 2572 nt
Organism: Pecten maximus
Lineage: Eukaryota; Metazoa; Mollusca; Bivalvia; Pectinida; Pectinidae
Exons: 4
Coding region: 90-2198 (702 amino acids)
Source: RefSeq, a predicted model, not a curated record
AGGAACUGUGUUAGAUGGUCAAGAUCGAAUAGGAUUACCCAUACAUUAACAAGGAGAAAGAAGGUCAACCUGGAACAUAAAUUAGGAAUAUGAACAAAGGUAAACCAGAAACCACUGGAGAUCUGCCUGACCCAUCACAACUACACACAGACAAUCCGGAACAUCCAGUUAUGGGAGACCCUGCUGUUCCAUUAGAACUACAAACAGAAAAUCCGGAACAUCCAGUUAUCGGAGACUCUGCUGUUCCAUUAGAACUACAAACAGACAAUCUGGGACAUCCAGGUAUGGGAGACUCUGCUGUUCCAUUAGAACUACAAACAGACAAUCUGGGACAUCCAGUUAUGGGAGACCCUGCUGUUCCAUUAGAACUACAAACAGACAAUCUGGGACAUCCAGUUAUGGGAGACCCUGCUGUUCCAUCAGAACUACAAACAGAAAAUCUGGGACAUCAAAUAAUUAUGGGAGAUCAUGCUGUCCCAUCAGAACCACACACAGACAAUCUUGGACAUCAUACAAUUAUGGGACAUCAUGCUAUCCCAUCAGAACCACACACAGACAAUCCUACACCAGAAAUUGAAGGAGCUUAUCCAGGACAAUCAGGGGUCACAACUCCUGCUGACCUAAUAGAACAACAAAUAGGUAAUCCAGGGCAACAAGCAAAGGCAACCAUACUGAGGGAUUCAGAAGAAAUUAGAACAGAUCUGUGCAAAAUAUUUGGUUACACAAUGUUGGUUCUCUUUGCCUCUUCCUAUUGGUUGCAGAUUCGGCUCAUAUGUUUAGCAAUUUGUGUCAUCAUUGUACUAGAUAGUUAUGCUAAUAAUAGAAGUAUGAAAAACAUAAAUGGCAAUGAAACCAACUCGAUGAGAAACACAUUAAGAAAUGCAGUUUCUAACUCUGAUGAAAUUUCCAGUGUAGUUGAUCAAGAUAUGGAGGAAAAUGAUCGAGUUGAAAAACUGACAAUACAAAUUGAUGACAUCAAAGGAAAUGCUCGUGAAGAGGUACACCCAGAUCCAAAUUAUGGCAGAACUCAAUUGCAGAAUGAAAAAAUCCCAGGGCCAUCAGAAGCUGCUACAGCACCAGAUCAGAAGUUGGCAAAACAAUCAACACGUGAAUCACAACCACUACAGUGUUUUAGUGAAAAUGGUCAUCCCUUAUGUCAGCCUAGCUGUGAUGAGAGGGAAAUUCGUCAUAGGGAACAAGGUUCAUUGGAAGCAGUAAAUGAAUUAGAAACUGAAGUACGUGAGCUACAGGCCAUUUUCGUGCUUUCCUAUACCGAUGUAAUCACAGAGGGUGCUACUUCACAAGAUCCAAUGCUAGAAGAACCCACUCACAUAUCUCAACCACAGUAUUUCAGUGAAAAUGGUCAUCCUCUGUGUCAACCAAGCUCAGACCAGAGGGAAAAUUUUCCUGGUGAAAAUAAUACAUAUGAAGCAGUCUUACAACCAGAUAAUGAGGCCUAUGAUAUCCAAGAACUUAUAGUGUCUAGCUCUUCAUGUGCAACUGAUAAUGACGAUGACAAUGAUGAUGGCGGUGACAAUGCCAUACAUCCAAGGAGAUUUCCAGUGGAAUGGGAUGAUCAAAACAAUUUCAAGCUUAGCAGAGAUGUCCUCAAGGUAAUUGCUCAAAACCCUACAAAAGUAUUUCAUUUAACACCAUGUUCUAAAGUUACCAAGACUGAGAUUGAGGAUCCAACAGACUAUCUGGUUGAUAGUGGCUACAAUGGAACCACAGGUACUACACAUUCCCAGCAAUUAGAACAUUCUGCUACCAGUCAAGUGACUGGUGCCACAAGGUUCCAAAACCAAAAAGAUCUUCCAAGCAGGAAACAAGGCAUUACAGUACCAGCAGAACCACCAUUCAGCAUGCCCACAAUACAGCUGCAGUCCCUAGGUGGUACUUCGUCAGAACCAGUUUAUCAAGUUCACAAACACCAAGGCAACAUAUGUCUCCUCACAUCAAGCCACAGAGAUAAUUCCCCUGACCAAUGUGAUGUCCUGUUUGUACACCAAGGUUAUGCUUUGUUUGUCCUAACAAUGCCUAGAGGUGUCCAUGUCAAUACUAUCACCAAAAUGAGGCAAUUCACCCAGAAGAUAUGUGCCCUGCUAGGUGAAGAAACCUACUACUUUCUACAGGAAGGACUUAAAGAUCGUGCAGAAAUCAACGAAGAUUGUGUCAUCAACAUCGUGACACUGACCUAGUGCAGGGUUAGGUAUUGCACAUCAACUGGAGGCUAUGUUAAUCAUGACUGGUUAUUUUUUACCCAAAUGGUCAUUAACCAUAAUUAUCAGUAUAAGUUUUAUUUAUAUCCACAAGAUUUCAAAAUUUCUAACAGUCUUCCAAAAUGGGUAGUAAAGUUACAGGUAGGUUGACACAAGGGGGCUGAAGUAUUUCUCCAAAUAUUUAAAGUUUGAUAAUAAUACAUUUAUCAUGUAACUCCAGACCUGCUAUAGAUAUACAUACAUGUCAGAUGGCGGCUUAUGUCAUAAAUAUUGUAAGACAUGUGUAAUGACACUAUUGUGAUGUCACAAAUACCUGAAUUACCACUUUGUAUAAUCAGUAUGAUAGAUCGAGU